This is a messenger RNA of Setaria italica (foxtail millet), 1334 nucleotides long. Its product is annotated as GDSL esterase/lipase At5g03600. NCBI's taxonomy places the organism in Eukaryota, Viridiplantae, Streptophyta, Magnoliopsida, Poales, Poaceae. The record is from RefSeq and is a predicted model, not a curated record. The coding region runs from base 28 to 1059 and encodes 343 amino acids. Gene Ontology annotation, molecular function: hydrolase activity, acting on ester bonds. The transcript is spliced from 3 exons.
UCUUGUUUAUCAUCGUCCUCCUCGACCAUGAAGCUUUUCGCGGCCGCCUGCUUCGUCCUCCUCCUCCUCAAUUGCCGUGUGGCGGAGUCCCGGCGGCACCGUCAUCACCAUAGCCCCAAGGCGGCCUAUCGGACGCACAAGCUGUUCGUGUUCGGGGACGACUUCGCCGACGACGGCAACGGCGACUCGGACUCCGUCGCGUGGCACCAACCGUUCGGCAUGUCGGACACGGCCCACGGCAGGAAGCCGACCGGCCGCUUCUCCGACGGCCUGGUGCAGUCGGACUUCCUGGCCAAGAUCAUGGGCCACAGCGAGUCCCCUCCGCCCUACACGGGCGACGACUGGGACAACGGCAUCGACGCGUCCGGCUUGAACUUCGCCGUCGCCGGCGCCGCCGCGCUGGAUGUGACGGGGGGCGUGCUCAACAUCAGCGCGCAGGUCCAGCAGCUCAGGAACCUGGUCAGGGACGGCCUGGUCGACGACCGCGACUUCAAGGAGUCGGUGGCGCUCGUCGCCUACUCCGGCAAUGACUACACCAGCCAGGACAACUUGGACGAUCAGGUGGCGAAGGUGGUGGAUGAGCUUGCGAGCGUGGUGUCGCAGCUGCAGGACCUGGGCGUGACUAAGGUGCUGGUGAACACGGUGCCCCCGUUCGGGUGCUCGCCGUGGCUGGCCAGGCUCUCCGACUACAGCUCGUGCGACGGCGACGGCAACGCGAACUCCGACAAGCACAACGCGGCGCUCCGGGACCGGCUGGGCGGCGAGGAGGACGUGAUGCUGCUGGACGUGAACAGCAUCGUGACGGACCUGGUGGCGCCCAAGGAAGGCUCGGCGCUGUACGCGGGGAAGUUCACGGAGCUCCUCCGCCCCUGCUGCGAGGGCACCGGCGACGGCGGCUACUGCGGCCUCGACGGCGGCUACUCGCUCUGCGACCACCCGGAGGAGUACUUCUACUGGGACCUCGUGCACCCCACGCACGCCGGGUGGAGGGCCGUCAUGCAGCUGCUCCAGGGGCCCAUCAUGGCGUUCCUCGGCAUCUCCAACCUCGAGCACCUUUGAUCGGCCCAUCGAUCAUUUCCCUCCAUGGAAUAAUAUACAAUAAUAGGCGAAGACUAGCUAGUUUGGAUUUGGUAGUUAGUUAGUUUGGAAUAAUUCUUCGUCCAUGCUUUGCAUUUGGCUAGUUAGCUAGAUAAUACAUCUUACUCCAGGUUUGGAAUCCAUCUGCUGCUGCCUGCUUCUGCUAGAUUAUUGGCUUGUUAAUCGAGCACACAUAUGCAGCUGCCUUUUUGUCUUUGAGAUGGGAUAUAUACUGUACUUCAUCAUAUGAAAAUGGA